AUGUUGAGUUCACCAGCUACCAUGCUUAUUACUACUGCAUCCCCACUCUCUGAGAUCUUCAAGGAUACAGAGAGGACACUCCUUCUUGCUUAUAAUCUUGUGUCCGCAAUCGUCAACUCUGUAAGCUCAGGUAUGAUGAUCUUUGGUCGCCAUAGAGGAAGACAAAUUGCUGAAAAAUCAAACUCUGACGUCGGCACCAUUAAUGUUCAAAGCACAAUACUUGAUCAAGCAAUGGGGAUCGUACAUUAAGUGAUAAUGAUCCUUGGAGCAAUCUUUGGAGUACUAGGACUCGCUACAAAUGUAUUUGGAAUCUUCUCAAUAUUUUAAAACCCAGCAAUCUACGGCAAUGCAAACAACUCUACUGCAAGAUUUAUACUCAAAGCCUAACACAUGAUUGUCAUAGGCCAACACAUCUUGUUUGGAAUAAUUGCAGGAGGAUCUCUAGCUUUCCUCCGCUAUCAAAUUUACACAGAUGGUCUUUCGGCAGCUGCACACAAUUUCAUUAUGCCAGCCGUUCAACUUCUUCUUGGAAUAUUGACAGUCCUUGAGCCUAGCAUGCUGACUAACAAAUACUUGACUAACCUUGCUUGA
Messenger RNA from Stylonychia lemnae, 591 nucleotides. The record is from the annotation of a GenBank genome assembly. Lineage: Eukaryota; Ciliophora; Spirotrichea; Sporadotrichida; Oxytrichidae.